AUGAAUUGCACAACCCAGAAAGAUUUUCAUCUCUUUGCAUUUUCCCGCUCUGGGGAAUUUCAACCUUUAUUUUUUAUAGGACUUUUAAUUAUCUACCUAACUGCUGUGCUGGGGAACAUGAUGAUUAUUGUGCUUGUAUGUCUGGUAUCCCAGCUGCACACCCCCAUGUACUUCUUCUUGUGCAACUUAGCAGUUCAGGACAUUAUCUUUGUCUCUGCUUUCCUGCCAAAGCUGAUGUCCAUCACAAUCACAGGCGACACCAGCAUUUCUUUUCCCAGCUGUAUAACACAGAUUUUUCUGUUCACAUUCUGCAUUAGUAUAGAUAUUUUCUUAUUGGCCACUAUGGCUUAUGAUCGCUAUGUGGCUAUUUGUAUUCCUCUACGUUACUACCUCAUCAUGAAUCCAAGAGUGUGCGUCCUGCUGGUGACAGUGGCAUGGAUUUUGUAUAUUCCUAAUUCAACGUGCUACUCUUUGCUUUUAUCGGGUUUAUCAUUCUGUAAGUCACGAGAUCUUAAUCAUGUUUUUUGUGAACUUAAAAUACUCAUGGAGAUCUCAUGCAGUGACACGUCACAUGUAAAACAAUUGAUGUCAGUUGAAAUACCUUUUACAGGGAUUCUUCCAUUUGUACUGAUCUUAACAUCCUAUGUGUAUGUCAUAACUUCUAUUAUAAAAUUGCAAACCUCAGCUGCUAGACUCAAGGCUUUUUCCAGCUGCUCCUCACAUCUAACAGUGGUAUUGCUCUUAUGUGGCACCUGUAUUGGGAUUUACAUUAAACCAGAUUCAGAGAAUUCUCAAGAACAAGAGAAAUUUCUUUCAUUGCUUUAUAUUGGUGUUGUUCCAAUGUUAAAUCCACUAGUGUACAGCCUGAGAAAUAGGCAGGUGUGGACAGCUGCAAAGAUAUUAUUUGAAAGAUAUGUACCUGAAACAUUAUUAAAGUAUGAUUCUGUUCACAACAGGGCACAGUCCUAA
This is a messenger RNA of Xenopus laevis (African clawed frog), 969 nucleotides long. RefSeq names its product olfactory receptor 1-like. Lineage: Eukaryota; Metazoa; Chordata; Amphibia; Anura; Pipidae. The record is from RefSeq and is a predicted model, not a curated record. The coding region runs from base 1 to 969 and encodes 322 amino acids. The transcript has a single exon.